Molecule: messenger RNA, 2975 nt
Organism: Abrus precatorius (Indian licorice)
Lineage: Eukaryota; Viridiplantae; Streptophyta; Magnoliopsida; Fabales; Fabaceae
Product: LEAF RUST 10 DISEASE-RESISTANCE LOCUS RECEPTOR-LIKE PROTEIN KINASE-like 2.8
Exons: 4
Coding region: 1191-2738 (515 amino acids)
Biological process (GO): protein phosphorylation
Molecular function (GO): protein kinase activity; ATP binding; polysaccharide binding
Source: RefSeq, a predicted model, not a curated record
ACUGUCUAUUUCUUUGAAAGCAAUUUCCAUCAUAAAAUAAUGUUAACUUCACAUAGAAUACAUUGUUGCAGACUUCAUCUUUGCACUCUCCCAAUGGCUUCUUUGCUUAUUCACCUGCCUCUUAUCCCUAUGCUCUAUCAAUACAUAAUCCUCCUAGUACUAAUUCAGAUACCUCCACAUUUAAGCUCCUACGAUUAUUAUAGGAAUUGUACUAAUCAGAUAAGUUGUGGGAAUAUAAGAAACAUUGGUUUUCCAUUUUGGGGAGAUAACCGUCCAAGUUGGUGUGGCCACCCUUCGUUGCAUCUCAUUUGCAUGAAAAAUAUCAGCUACAUAACCAUCCAUAAUGUCAAUUACCAGGUUUUGGUGGCCAACCCAAUUGAACAUACUAUGAAAAUCACCAGAGUGGACUACUUACAGUUACAAGGAAUAUGCCCUUCAAAACUUUUCAACACCAGCCUUGACACUGAGCUCUUUGUUUAUGGGUCAGAGGAUAAGCAUCUUACCCUCUUCUAUGGUUGCACUCCUUCAAAUGCUGGACUUCUUCCUUGUAACCUAAAUGGAGCUAUUGAUUAUGUUUAUCCUCAGUUUGGGUUUUCCCCUCCUCCUAUGUUUUGCAAAGCAAGUGUGGUAGUUCCAGUUUCUCCAUCAUUGGUUGAUAUUAGAGAUUUCACCAACAUACAGAAGGCAAUCAGAGAUGGAUUUAUGGUGAAAUGGAUAGCAGGUAUUGAAGAAUGUGAGAAAUGUGUAAAAUCAGAUGGAAUCUGCGGUUAUGACUCGAAAUCAAAUCAACCAACUUGUUCAAAUUCAUCACCAGAUGCCAAAGCACCUCCACCAUCCCAAGAGCCUCCUCCUCCAGCCACUACACCAACUGCAAUAAGGCUUUUAGUUGCGGAAGUAGCAUCACAGACCUCAAAUACCCCUUUUGGGGAGGCAACAGAGAAAAGUAUUGUGGUGAUUCUGAAUUGGAGGCACUCGCAUGCGAAGAAAAUGUCCCCAAGAUAAACAUCAGUGCCAUCAACUACCGUAUUCUGGGUUGGGAUAAUACAACAAACCAACUCACUGUGGCUAGGGACGAUUACUGGGAUAAUAUCUGCGUGAGUGAUCCUAAAAACAACACGUUUGAUAACACCCCGUUUCAGUAUGAUAAUGGUCUGCUUGAGAACGUGACACUGUUUUAUGAUUGCCCUUCAAUGCCAAAUAUGAAUCCGUAUUCUCAAAACUGCGGUUCUGGUAAAUUUGUCUACUACGUUCUGGGACCUUCGUACCAGGUGGGUUCAUGCACGAUUGUGGUGAUUCCAAUUUUUAAUUCCAAUUCUUCACUUGUAACUACCAAUAGAGUAAGCGAUGCAUUAGAUAACGGUUUUGGGUUGAAAUGGACGGGAAAUUCUGAAGCGUGCAAGACAUGCACUGAUUCUGGUGGAGAGUGUGGCUUUGACGGAGAAUUCAAAUGUUUCUGCAAGGAUGAACUUUCAUGUUCAGUUUCUGACACGGGAUCAUCUUCAAAAAGGAACCGGAGGCUUACGAUUGCGAUAGGUGCAUCAGCAGCUGGUUUUGGAGUAGUAGUGUUUCUUAUGAUAAUUUGUUACCAUAAGAGGCUUCUAAGUUUUGGAAAAAGAAGGAUCUUCACGAAGAGAAGAAAAUUUGUUGACAAUAGUGUGGAGGUUUUCAUGCAAAGUUAUGGUUCUCUGGCACCAAAGCGAUAUAGUUAUCCAGAAGUGAAAAGGAUCACAAACACAUUUCUAAAUAAACUAGGCCAAGGAGGAUAUGGUGUUGUCUAUAAAGCUACAUUACCUGAUGGUCGUCCUGUUGCAGUAAAAGUAAUUAGUGAGAAUAAGGGAAAUGGAGAAGAAUUCAUAAAUGAAGUUGCUAGUAUUAGUAGAACAUCCCACGUAAACAUUGUCUCACUAUUGGGUUUUUGUUAUGACAUGGAGAAAAGAGCACUAAUAUAUGAAUUUAUGCCUAAUGGAUCAUUGGAUAAUUUCAUAUAUAAAAGUGGUUAUCCAAAUGCUAUUUGUAAUUUGGAUUGGUACACAUUGUACCAAAUUGGUAUUGGCAUUGCUCGAGGACUAGAAUACUUGCAUAGAGGAUGCAACACAAGGAUUUUGCAUCUUGAUAUCAAACCCCAAAAUAUUCUUUUGGAUGAAGAUUUUUGCCCUAAAAUAUCUGACUUUGGACUAGCAAAAAUAUGUCUAAAGAAAGAGAGUAUUGUGUCCAUAUUGGGCACAAGAGGAACUAUAGGGUACAUUGCACCUGAAGUGCUUAGCCGAACAUUUGGUGGAGUUUCACACAAAUCUGAUGUGUAUAGUUAUGGCAUGUUGAUUCUUGAAAUGAUUGGGGCAAGAAAGAAUUACGAUAGUGGAGGAUCACAUACGAGUGAAAUGUAUUUUCCAGAUUGGAUUUACAAGGAUCUUGAACAAGGUGAUAUUCCUUCUAGUUGUUUGGUUACCACAGAAGAAGAAAAUGAAAAGGUAAGAAAGAUGACUUUGGUGAGUCUAUGGUGUGUUCAAAUAAAUCCAUCAGAUAGGCCAUCAAUGAGUAAAGUAGUAGAGAUGUUAGAAGGAGCACUUGAGUCAGUGCCAUAUCCUCCAAAGCCUGUCUUGUGUUCUCCAGCUAGGCCACCUUUACAAAUUUCAGAUAUAUCUUCUAGCAAUAUGCAGGAUACAAAUUCAAUAACAAUUCAAAAGGGUGGUUCCAUUGAAUUGAAUGAGUUAAGCAAAAGCAUAGAGGUAAGUGUGUAGUAAGUUAGAAUACAGGUUCUUAAGCAAAACAUUCUAUGACAAAAAUGAUUUGUCAAACUUUAAAUCCUUGAAAAUAUAGAUGGAAUUUGUAGAUACGUCUGAUGUUUAAAAUGGUUGAAUAACAAAUGGUACUUCCUGAUAUUUGAACUGUCUUACACAAUGCUGAUCUUUAUUCAUCAUAUAAUAUAUGCUUUAUCUAAGUACCUAUUGUUAUUUAAUGCGAUGAGUGAUCUAAUU